GCUCGUCCCACCUUGACUGUGUUUAUAUUGGCCCGUUGCCGUUCUGUACGGCCUGAUGAGAGAAUGCAUUCAUUUGAAUGAGCAUCUUCAUCCAAGUUUUUAAGUGACUUUGACACUUUUGAAUCAGUGAAGACACAAAUAAAAGUGAAGAGCAUGAGCUCUAUUAUUUAACAAUUUAUCAAGAUAUUUAUUUAGCAAGUAAUACUAGUUCGUUUUUUCUCACAGCAAUCUGUCAAAAUAAAUAAAUAAAUAAAUAAAUAAAUAAAAUGACAGCGAAACACCGCAAAGGAAAACUCAAUCACAGACCCGAGGAGAACUCACCCAGCCCCGCUGCUGUUGACCCGGAGCCGCAGGGAGGAGGAGGCAGUCACAGCGGGUCGGUGCUUGUUUUAUUCCUGCUGUUCGUGGCUGGAGGUGCUACCGCGGCUUGGUUCUGUUUCCAGCAGCACCAAACUGCAACUUCCCUGGCAGACAGCUUCGUGCGCUUGCAGAGCAAACUCGCUCAGUUGGAGAAUGUCGGCGAGCAGCUCCGAGAAGCGAACGAAAAGCUGUCCAGCAUUAUGGCAUACGAGCAGAGGUUGAGCGGUCUGGAAGAGACUCACAUCCUGAUAGAGAAGCGCGUCAGCAAGGCCACGGUCGCCAUGGACCACGCCCUGACUUCUGACCUGCCCAGUAAACUGUCCGCCCUGCAGGCACAGAUAAAGACGGGCCUGGAUGAAUUAAAGGAAUCUUCAGCCCCCAAAGAGGAGCUGCGGAAAACCCAGGACCUUGUAGAGCUUCUCAAGACCACCGAGCUGGAAUUGCUGCAGCGGCAGCUCGACAGCAUCAUGCAUACGAGCUCCGAACUGAGAGAAAAUGUCGACUCCUUGUCUGGUACUAUCACUGGGUACAUGGGGAGGGUGGGCGUUUUGGAGGAGUCUUCCAUGACUCACAACCUGGCGCUGGUGGAAGUCCGAGAGGAGGCUGCAAGGCUAGGCAAGACCCUUCAGGCUCUCGCUGGCAAUGCUGUGGAAAUGGAGGUCCAGCUUGACCGCCAUGCCAAGCUGCUCAACGCCCUGACGUCUCAAUUGGAGGAGCAGGGGAAGGAAGUCCUGUCGCUGAAGGAGUCUGGUGCCAAUCAGAAGGCAGAGAUGAUUAAAGGCGAACAGGAACUGGCUAAUGUCAGGAAGGUGAUGCAGGUUGCUGAGGCUCAGAGGGCCUCCCUGGAUGAGGAGCUGAACUCCAUUCGCCAGGAGCUGACGGACCAGAGCAGGCAAACCCAGAACUGGAACACAGAGCUGGGCUCCUCGCUCGAGGCUUCCCAAGCCCGAAUCGACAAGCUUGAGAGUCUUCCCCAGGCUAGCCAGCAGGGGGAGAUACAGAGUGUCAGACAGGCACUGGAGCAGCUGGAGAGCAGAGUGAGUGAGACUGUGCAGCAUUGUUUUUCAGGGGAAGUGGAGGCUCUCUGUGGGGAGGAGUGUACCUGGCCCUUGCUGAGAUCAGUCUCCUUCCCCGAGCCUGUGGCUAGGCUGCCAGUCAUCACUGUGGGACUCGCUCGAGCCAGCCUGGGGGUGACGGUCAAGGUCUUGGAUCCCGGUCACUCUGGCUUCACUGUGCAGGUUGACAGGAUAGGGGAGCCCGGCCCCACCAGCGCCACGGUCAGCUGGAUGGCGUGUGCCUAAACGGUGAAGCACAGGAGACGGGCACAGCGAGGCAAACACCCUGGCUGCUCUGCUUGUGAGCUAUGCAAACAGGGGGGGGGGGGGGGGGGGGCAGGAAAGGUUCAACUUUAUUUUUUAAUUUUGGCAGCUGUUUCGACUCCCAUGGUUCAUAGGACAGGAAAUGUCUUUUUAUUGGUCAAAGGUACACAUGCAAGGCGGCAUUUUUUUUUCCUCUGUAAUAAAUAUAUAUACACAUUUAGUAGAAUUUCAAUGAUGUGGGUGAAACAUAAAAAGUGACACACAAACACACUAUUCUUUUGUUAAAAAGUGCAAAUAAAUACAACUCUAUUAAAAAAUGCUUUCCUGAUCUCACAUGUUCUUUACAGCAGUAGCUCCCUCUGGUGUUAAAUGAAUGAAUUUCAAGUGGUUUCAUCCUGUGAUUUUUCAAUGGAAAACUAGUAAUACUUAGACAAAAGUUUUAAGAUCAGGGUAUAGAAGAGUACUAGCUGAAAAAACAUACCCAAUAGAAAUAUAUAGUUUCUAUAAAGCCAUCUGUAGCACCUUGUAUAUUUUGUAUAUGCACUACACAGAGUUAUACAUGCAUAUGCUGUCUACAUAAGCGUUUGUAUCGUACAUUCAUUUACAGCAUGCAGACUCCACAUUAUUUAGCUAAAUGUAUUUCACUUUUAGUGGCAGGGAAAGGGAAUUUAAGGAAAGACAAAAUCAUUUUUUGUUUGUGUUUUUCAAAUUUAAAUUUAAAUUGACCCAUAUUUGCUCUAUCUAUUGAUUUUUCUUCCCCCUCCAAUAUUCUUAUUAAUUUCCCAGUUAAAGUUAAUGCAGUUGGGUGGUACAGAGCUACCAGUUGUAAUCUCACGUUGGGCUCAUGAGCGUUUCACUGUGUGCUAUGGGUAGUCUCGAUUCUGUUUUUCUUAUUGCGGAUGAAACUCCUUUAAUAAAAAUCAACCCUAGGUGUUGUGGGCAUGGCUUUUAUAGUUUUGUUGGGGGCUCUGCUGAGGAGGCACCUCUCCGUGUUCUGGUGCUUGCUUUCAACUUGAACUGAUUCGAUUCUGGGAGAGCCUUCGGACUCACGCUGCAAAUGACCUUCAAAGCUUUGGAAUUGAAAGAAAGUGGCAGGGAUUUCCGGCAGGAAUCUUUGACUUGGCUUCACUGCAGCAAUUGCAUCUGUUUCUAAAUUGAAUGCAUCGCUCGCAGUGAAAUACGUGCCAGAGCUGUUUUGCAGUGUGGGUACUAAGAGCUUAUUAAUGUGUUAAAACAAUUGGAGAAAACUCAGAACUUUCAUCCACCAGUCAGGUUGCUCCAGGGCACUAGCACAUGGUGGGUGAAUGCGGAACAUUCAGAAUGUCUAGCUUAAAAUAAAAGUGCAGCAGAAACAAAACACUGGAACGAUGAAUAGAUCUGUGAACGAGUUUUAUAAUGUUUAAAAAUAGCAAUAAAGGGCACUA
This is a messenger RNA of Polyodon spathula (Mississippi paddlefish), 3103 nucleotides long. RefSeq lists its product as uncharacterized. Lineage: Eukaryota; Metazoa; Chordata; Actinopteri; Acipenseriformes; Polyodontidae. The coding region runs from base 267 to 1661 and encodes 464 amino acids. The transcript has 5 exons. The record is from RefSeq and is a predicted model, not a curated record.